Molecule: messenger RNA, 4956 nt
Organism: Penaeus monodon (black tiger shrimp)
Lineage: Eukaryota; Metazoa; Arthropoda; Malacostraca; Decapoda; Penaeidae
Exons: 2
Coding region: 930-4763 (1277 amino acids)
Biological process (GO): DNA integration
Molecular function (GO): nucleic acid binding; zinc ion binding
Source: RefSeq, a predicted model, not a curated record
UAUGAGCUAUAAUAUAAGCUACUUUCAUUACUUGUUGUAAUUAUUCCGCUACUUCCCCUAGACAUCUUAAAACUUACUGUUGCAUAUACUACAAACCCACAUUGUACUGCACUAUAUACUACAAGCGGGAUUGUUACAAAUGGGGGCCUGUCCGGGAAUUUUUAUUCACUAUUAAUACCAUAUCUAAAUACCAUGACUUAUUUCCUAUGAUUAAUUUUGCUAAAUAUCUUGUAACUAGCAACAAUAAUUUGUUGAGGUUUACCUAAGAGUGGUUAUAGUACUUUGCUAUUUCUCGUAACCAGUCAGCAUUUUGCAACUGGCCAUUGUUAAAGUGUUGCACAAUCAACAGAUAAAUUCAAUGUUAGUUCAUAUAUAUAUCCUUGUACAAUUCGGCUUAUCUGAGCUUGAAUUUGAGUAAGCAUCUCCCACUUUAGCCGACCUGAGAUUCCUUAAGAGCCGACAGAGCUCGCCGUAAUUCUAGUUUUAGUUUACUACGCAUGGUAAACUACACUCGGUUGUAAGUGUGACCGCCUAUGAACGAGUUUCUCUGAUAUAGCUAAGGUUCGAGAUUAUAUUAGGUGGGAAUAUAUCUUGACCGGCUUUUAGCUUCACUGGCACACUGCAAUUCGAAGUCUUGUACUACUUCAUUAAUGUAAUGUAGUCUCGUCAUAAUUCAAAUUCGUCUUUUAAGCAAUUUUGUUUAGGUUCGUUAAUCUGGGAGACGAUCUGGACAAAUUCUUCCCAGUCAUUUUAUGGGAGCUAGAAGGCAGAUGGUGGCUUUGCCAAUAUAGCCGCUUGAUUAGAUGUGUUUGAGUUUCUUUAAAAAUACUGCAAUAAUUAUUAAUUCUAACAUAACUCGCCACCUCUCUGUAAACUCAUAAAUUGUAAAGCAAGAAUUAAUUCUAAUCUGGAACCUUUUUGCUGUAAACAUGGUUUUCGAUGUUCAUGAUUUCAUAGCCAACCCUUCAGUGGAAGUCUUAAACUCGGCAAAUCCUUGUAAAGAUGAUUUCAUAUACAUGGCUAGACACUGGGGAAUCAAUUAUCAGAAAGAGGCCACUAAAGCUCAAUUUAAAGAUCUUAUAAUAGAACAUUUGCAAGAGCUGCAUGAACCACAGGCUUAUCCUCUUGAAAAUAUUGACCUUGAUACUAGUAAUCCUUCACAAUUACUAGAAAUAGAGAAAUUAAGAUUUCAAAUAACUCAAGCUAAGAUUUUAAGUGAGGAAAGACUGUCUAGAGCUAGAGAAGAAGAGCGUGAGAGAGAGAGACAGUUUCAAAGGGAAAGAGAAGAAAGGCAGUUGGAACGCGAGGAAAACCAAAGAAGACACGAACUUCAAAUGAUGGAAAUGAAAGUAAAAAGUCAAGGGAAUUUUGAUUUUGAGAUUAGUAAAUGUAUAAAACUAACUCCCGUAUUUGCAGAAGAUAAUCCUGAGGGUUUCUUUAGAGAGUUUGAGACCAUAGCCAAACAUUUUAAUUGGCCUGAGGAACACUGGGUUUGGUUAAUAAAGCCAAAACUGUCAGGUAAAGCUCUGAAAGUAUGUGAAAAUCUUAAUGAUAAUACUGAUUAUGAAGAAGUAAAAUGUGCUAUUCUAGCUGCUUAUUCCAUAACCACUGAAGGAUAUCGGCAGGCUUUCAGGAACAUGAACAAAUCUUCCAGCCAAACAUAUGUUGAAUUUGCCUCGGAGAAGCUUAGAGCUUUUAGACGGUGGAUAAAGUCUGCUUCAGUCAAUAAUUUCGAUCAACUUUGCAACCUCGUAGUUUUAGAGGAAUUCAAAAGAAAGGUUCCAUAUUCUGUUAUGAUUCACCUCACGGACAAGGAGGAAAAAGACCUCCACGAAGCAGCUAAGGCAGCAGAUGUGUUUUCUUUAGUCCAUCGUAGUAUACCGGGGGAGAAAAGAAAAGCAAAUAUUGUAAAGUCAUCUGUAGGUUUCAAAUAUAUGGAGAAUAAUAGCAGUGGACAGUAUCGGCCUAAUACCCAGAUAUCUACCCUGUACUGUAAAUUUUGCAAAAAGGAGGGUCAUUUAAUUAAAAACUGCCCACAUCCAAAAUGUAAGGUGGCAAAAGAAGCAAAAGAUUACAAUUUUACAAAACCUGUGGCUACUACUAACUUUACUAAUAAACUGUUUCAGGAAGAUCCAUUUAAAGCAUUCCGAUCAAGGGGUCACGUGUUCAGCAAUUCGGGUGGUAAUAGAUAUCCAAUAGAUAUUGUCAGAGACACGGCUUGCGCACAAUCACUCGUACUGAAGAGUGCUCUGCCAGAUAUUGAAAGCUGCUUAACAGGUGAGAAAGUCUGGCUUGAGUUUAUUGAAGGAUGUGCUCCUAAACAGCUUGCUGAAAUCCACUUGGAUUGUGAUAUGGUAAAAGGACCAGUAACGGUUGGUGUUGUAGAUAAAAUACCGAUUCCUAAUGCAAGUUUUCUCAUGGGUAAUGACUUAGCUGGGGACUUAAUAAUACCAGAAUUAAGAGUAACUGACACCCCUUUACUGUAUAAUAAUACAACUGAACUUGAAAUGGAACAGCCAUAUCUUUUCCCUGGCUGUGCAGUAACAAGAUCCAAAGCAAAGAAUAAUGGGGAUGAAUCUUUAGCUUCUUUCAAACCUAACUUGGUAAACCAUGAUAAUCAACCUAUAACAAAGAAAAUAACUGAUAAUUUAAUUUCAAACAUGAUGACACCAGAAAAGCUAAUUGAAGCACAGAAAUGUGAUGAAUCUCUUAUAAGAUGUCACAAUGAAGCUUGUGAUGGUACAGUUGUUAAAUCUCCUAGUUUUUACUACAAAGAUAACGUACUGAUGAGAUUCUAUCGACCUCCUAAUCUGUCUGUAAAUGAUUCAUGGUCUGAGAAACAUCAGAUUGUCCUGCCACAGUCUAUUAGAAAGAGUGUAAUGGAGAUCGCUCAUGAAGGUUUUGGUGGACAUCUCGGGAUCAGGAAAACUUGUCAGAAAAUCUUAAAUGAUUUCUUUUGGCCUGGACUUAAACAGGAUGUCACUAAGCACAUAAAUUCAUGUCAUGUGUGUCAAGUAGCUGGGAAGCCCAAUCAAACUAUUCCUCCUUAUCCUCUCCAACCCAUUCAGGUCCCAUGUGAACCUUUUCAAAAAAUUAUCAUUGACUGUGUGGGGCCUCUACCAAAAACCACAAAAGGGAAUCAAUAUAUAUUAACUGUAAUGUGUCCCACUACUAGGUAUCCAGAAGCAUUUCCACUUAAAAAUAUUUCUGCUAAGAGUAUUUGUAAAAAUCUUGUACACAUGUUUACAACUUUUGGUAUCCCACAGGAAGUACAGUCUGACAGAGGUAGCAACUUCACAAGUGAACUCUUCUCUAAGGUACUCCAAGAACUGGGUAUUAAGCAGACCCUUUCGACUGCAUAUCAUCCUGAGUCGCAAGGAGCCCUGGAGCGUUGGCACCAAACACUAAAAUCUAUGCUCCGCAAGUUCUGUCUGGAGAAUCAGAAAUGCUGGGAUGAAGGUAAAUGCAAUGUUAUCAAGCAUGAUAUUGAACUAGUGCCAGGUACACUUCCCAUACGGCAAGCACCUUAUCGUCUUAACCCUGAGAAAAAGCAGCAAAUGAGAGAGGAAGUGAACUAUCUACUGCAGAAUGGCUUGGCAGUACCAAGCUCGUCACCCUGGGCUUCUCCAUGUCUACUAGUGCCAAAGGAAGGUGGACAACUUCGUAUGUGUACAGACUAUAGGCGGCUGAAUGUAGUAACUAUUCCUGACUCUUACCCCCUCCCUAGAGUUGAUGAUCUCAUUGAUGCAGUUGGUCAGUCUAAAUAUUUAUCAAAAAUUGAUCUUCAUAAGGGAUUUUAUCAGAUAAUGCUAACUGAAAAAGCUCGAGUUACAUCUGCAUUCAUCACUCCAUUUGGACUUUACGAAUAUUUAGUUAUGCCAUUUGGUAUGAGAAACAGUCCUGCUACAUUUCAGCGUGUUAUGAACUUUACAUUGCAAGGAUUAGAUGGUAUUCACGUAUACUUAGAUGACAUUUUGAUUCUUUCAGAAACUUGGUCUCAGCACUUAGAAAGUUUGUCGUGUGUUUUGCAGAAAUUACAAGAUGCCAAUUUGACAAUAAGGUUAGCGAAGUGUACAUUCUGCAGUGCCACGGUAACGUAUUUAGGACAUAUUGUUGGAAAUGGGAAGGUUAAACCCAAGACCGCAAACAUCGAAGCUAUCCUGAACUACCAAGUUCCAAACACUCGGAAAUCCCUCAUGCGCUUCCUUGGCAUGGUGGGAUUUUACCGUCGCUACUGCCCAAAUCUAGCAGAAGUCGCUGCUCCGCUGACGCGUCUGACCAGCCAGAAAGUGUCUUUUUCCUGGACUUCAGAAUGUCAGAGGGCUUUCGAGAGGCUGAAGCGGUUCCUUUCCAGCGACCCCGUGUUGGCAGCUCCAGAUUUCCAGAAGCCCUUCAUCCUGCACACAGAUGCCAGUGACAUAGCUACCGGCGCCGUCCUCCUCCAAGAAGAUGACGAGGGUGUUCUACAUCCAGUAGCUUACCACUCAGCCAAGCUUUCCAAGCAUCAGCUAGCAUAUAGUACCAUCGAGAAGGAGUUACUCGGAAUCAUAACUGCAAUCAAGAAGUUCGAGUGUUAUCUGUAUGGUGGUGCUCAUCCUGUUCAGAUCUUCACUGACCACAAUCCGCUGACCUUCCUGGAGAAGAACAAGUACUCCAAUCAGCGAUUACUGAGAUGGUCGUUGUCACUUCAGCCUUAUCAUCUCCAGGUACAACACAUCAAAGGGCGUGACAAUAUAAUUGCAGAUGCGCUCUCCAGGCCAUAAAUUUGAAUUAAUUACUUCAAUCAAAUCUUAGAAGAUUUGACUUCUGGGGGGUGUUAUUACAAUCUCCUCAAAUUCACGGCCUGUGCGUACAAAGUGAUAAAAAAAAAGCGUGUUCGAAACUAGUGUGCGUAUUGUGCGUCGAGUAUGAUGAUUCGCGAACCCGAUGUUCCGAAGCGGGGGGCGCAGCAGUCUA